AGGAUAGUACUGCCCCUAGGUAGUUCGCCUGGGAUAGGGAGAGAGAGGAAGCUAUUACCGGGAUGGAAUCGAAGCGGACUGGUUGCAAGAUCAGAUAAGACUCUUAGCUCCGCUAGUAACACUCUCGGCUCCGCCAGGAGGAAGAUCGAGUGUACCUUUUGUAAAAGUUCGUUUCCUUGUCUGUUUUGCAAAUGA
Molecule: messenger RNA, 195 nt
Organism: Zymoseptoria tritici IPO323
Lineage: Eukaryota; Fungi; Ascomycota; Dothideomycetes; Mycosphaerellales; Mycosphaerellaceae
Exons: 1
Source: RefSeq, a predicted model, not a curated record